Molecule: messenger RNA, 978 nt
Organism: Fusarium falciforme
Lineage: Eukaryota; Fungi; Ascomycota; Sordariomycetes; Hypocreales; Nectriaceae
Product: CAP-Gly domain-containing protein
Exons: 2
Coding region: 250-978 (242 amino acids)
Biological process (GO): cytoplasmic microtubule organization; tubulin complex assembly; post-chaperonin tubulin folding pathway
Cellular component (GO): microtubule plus-end; cytoplasm; nucleus
Molecular function (GO): alpha-tubulin binding; microtubule plus-end binding
Source: RefSeq, a predicted model, not a curated record
CCGGAAACUCCAUCUGCCUGCCACCAAGAAACAGACACACGACACGAGUCUCGCAUCCAUCGCCCUAGUCUGAUCUGCCCCGGCAAGCUCAUACCCUACCUACCUUGCAGGCCUGUCUCGGGUAUCCAUACUGUUUUAUUUUUAUUUUAUUUUUUUGCGGCGCAGGCGUCUCGCGAUAAUCGGGCUCUUGACCGCCAGAGUCACUCAUCAUCCGUCCAUCCAUCAGUCAGUCAGUCAAUCUCAGCAGCCAUGGCCGACGUCCCGCUGGUUGUCAUCUCCGAGUACGCGCAAUCGGAGCGCCGCAUUACACCAUCAUGGUCCAUCUCGCAGCUCAAGACCAAGCUCGAGACGGUGACGGGCAUCCCGCCUUCGUGCCAGCGUCUGUCCCUCAAGCCUACGGCCGGCGCAGAGGCCAUCGCCGUCGAGGCGCCUAACGAGGACGACACCCACCUGUCCAACUUUCCCUUGGCCCCAUAUGCCGAACUUCAUGUGAUUGACACACGUCCUGCGGCCGCCCGGAUCAACUUGAACGACACCACGGGCGUCGACAAGUAUGUCAUGCCUGAGGAGGAGUACGAGAAGAAGACGGACUCUGUCCUGGCGUGGAAGAAGAACCAGAAGCUGGGCCGAUUCGACCCCAGUGCCCCCAGUCACGAGCAGGCCAAGCUGGACGCGCUCGACCGCGAGAUUGCCACACGCGGCAUCGCGGUGGGCCGACGCUGCCGCGUGGGCGGUGAAGACACCCGGCGCGGCGUCAUCCAGUACGUGGGCGAGGUCAAGGAGAUCCCCGGCGGUCUCGGUGCCUGGGUCGCUGUCAAGCUGGAUGAGCCCGUGGGCAAGAACGACGGGAGCAUCGGGGGAACUCGCUACUGGGGUGAGCCUUCGGAACUGAAGCAUGGUGUCUUUGUGAGGCCGGAGCGGGUAGAGGUUGGUGAUUUCCCGGCUCUGGAUGAUUUGGAGGAUAUGGAGGAGAUCUAG